This is a messenger RNA of Chrysochloris asiatica (Cape golden mole), 1476 nucleotides long. Its product is annotated as putative GPI-anchored protein PB15E9.01c-like. NCBI's taxonomy places the organism in Eukaryota, Metazoa, Chordata, Mammalia, Afrosoricida, Chrysochloridae. Bases 1 to 1476 code for a protein of 491 amino acids. The record is from RefSeq and is a predicted model, not a curated record. The transcript has a single exon.
AUGUCCUCCUCCAGCAGUCUGACCAGUGUCACAGCAAGUGGGACAUCCUCCCCAUCCACCAAGAAUACAACAAUAAUGACCAGUGAUGUAUCCUCCAUGACCUUAUCAACCCCUUCCAGCAGUCAGACAAGUAUCACAGAAAGUGAGAUAUCCUCCCCAACACACAGGACAAUAAUUAUGAGCACUGAUGCAUCCUCCAUGACUCCAUCCUCCCCCAAAAGUGACAAUGCUUCAUCCCAAGCUCCAACUACAGGCAUUACUGGAGGUGGUAUGUCCUCCUCCAGCAGUCUGAGCAGUGUCACAGCAAAUGGGACAUCCUCCCCAUCCACCAAGAAUACAGUAAUAAUGACCAGUGAUGCAUCCUCCAGGACAUCAUCCACCCCUCAAAGUGAAAGCUCCUCAUCACAAACGCCAACCGCAACCAACACCAGAGGUGGUAUGUCCUCUUCAAGUAGUCUGACCAGCAUCACAGCAAGUUGGAUAUCCUCCCUAACCACAUGGAGUACACUUAUGACCAGUGAUGCAUCCUUCAUGACUGCACCCACCCCCAAAACUGACACCUCCUCAUCACAAACUCCAGCCAUAACAACAACAGGUGUUAUUUCUCCAUUAAGCAGUCUGACCAGCGUCACAGCACGUGAGAUGUCCACCCCAACCACCCACAUUACACCAAUUAUGACCACUGAUGCAUCCUCCAUUACUCCAUCCACCUCCCAAAAUGAAAGCUCCUCAUCCAAAGCUCCAACCCCAACUAGCACCAGUGGUGGCACAUCCUCCUCUAGCAAUCUAAUCAGUGUCACGGUAAGUGACAUGUACCCCCCAACCACCCAGAGUACAACAAUUAUGGCCAGUGAUGUGUCCUCCAUGACUCCAUUCUCUCAAAAAACUAACACCCCCUCAUCACAAGUUCCAACCACCACCUUCUCCAGCAGUCGGACUAGCAUCACAGCAAGUGGGAUAUCCUCCCCAACCACCCAGAAUGUAACAAUUAUGAACAGUGAUGCUUCCUCCAUGCCCUCAUACACUUCAAAGAGUGACAUCUCCUCAUCAGAAACGCCAACCAAAGCCGCCAUCACAAGUACUCUGACUGGUGUCACAGCAAGCAGGAUGUCCUCCCCAACCACCCAGAUUACAACAAUCAUGACCAGUGAUGCAUCCUCCAUCAGCCAAUUUACCCGCAAAACGGACACGCCCUCAUCAGAAGCUCCAGCUACAACCAGCACCACAGGUAACAUGUCCUCCUCGAGUACUCUUACCAGUGUCAUAAGAGGGACACCUUACUUAGGGGCUUGGACAACAUCUCAUGCAACACACAAAGUAUCUUCUCCUAGCAUGCUUAACACAACUGGGGAUACAGGUGACAUGCCUUCCCUUGGCACUCUGCCUACAGCUAACAUAACAAAUGAGGUGUCUCUGGGUAUCCCAUUGGGAGAAGUGUUGCAUCUUCUAAUACUUUGGUUACCCCAACUGUUUUGA